Molecule: messenger RNA, 1107 nt
Organism: Arachis ipaensis
Lineage: Eukaryota; Viridiplantae; Streptophyta; Magnoliopsida; Fabales; Fabaceae
Source: RefSeq, a predicted model, not a curated record
AUGUUAAAAUUUUUGGGAUCUUACAUUGAAAGAGUGAACAAGAAUGUUUUGGAAAAUGCUCCAAAAAAUGUUAAGUAUAUUUCAAAUGAUGUCCAAAAAGAAAUUCUACAUAUUCUUGCUACUAAGGUGAGAAAUUCAAUUAGAGAAGAGAUUGGAGAUGCCAAAUUUUGUAUUAUUGUUGAUGAAGCUAGAGAUGAAUCUAAAAAGGAGCAAAUGACCAUUGUUUUGAGAUUUGUUACUCUAGAUGGUUUUGUUAAAGAGAGAUUCUUUGAUCUUGUGCAUGUCACUGAUAAUUGUGCAACAACUUUAAAGAAAGAAUUGAUCUCUGUCCUUUCUCAUUAUAAUCUCCAAGUUGAAAAUAUUAGGGGGUCAAGGUUUCAAGAGAGUUUGGUAAAAAUGCUUACUGCUACCAAUAUUGUUCUCAAUAAUAUCAUUGAAGAUGAGACAACUUAUGCACAAAGAUGUGAGGUUUAUGGUGUUGGUAAAAUAUUAUUGUCAUUUGAAUUUGUUUUCACUUUGCACUUGAUGAAAGAGAUUAUGGGAAUCACUAAUGUUCUUUGCCAAGCACUGCAACAACAAUCUCAAGAUAUUCUUAAUGCAAUGCAUAUUAUUUCUACAUCAAAAUUACUUCUUCAACAAUUAAGAGAUGGUGGAUGGUGCAAUUUUCUUGCAAAUGUUAAAGAUUUUUGUGAAAAGCAUGAAAUUGAAGUCCCUAAUAUGAGUGCACAAUAUGUUUUUGGAAUAGGUCGAUCUCGUCAACCAAGUGUGACAGUUGAGCAUCAUUAUCGAAUAUAUGUAUUUUUGGCAACAAUUGACUCUCAAAUACAAGAGUUGAAUAGUAGAUUUAAUGAGCAAACAAUAGAGCUUUUGACUUUGAGUUGUGCUUUGGAUCCUAAGGACAAUUUCAAAUCAUUUAAUAUUGAAGAAAUUAGCAAGUUAGCAGAAAAGUUUUAUCCCCUUUACUUUUCUUCUAAUGAGCUAAAUAUUUUGAAAUCUCAGUUGCAACAUUAUCAGUAUGACAUACUAAAUCAUUUGAAAGGCAUUGGUACACUUUUUGAAUUGUGCAACAAGUUGCAAGAAACGGGAAAUCAAGAACUUAUCACAUAG